Messenger RNA from Camellia sinensis, 1738 nucleotides. RefSeq names its product SERINE CARBOXYPEPTIDASE-LIKE 49 (gene SCPL49). Gene Ontology annotation, biological process: proteolysis. The record is from RefSeq and is a predicted model, not a curated record. Gene Ontology annotation, cellular component: vacuole. Lineage: Eukaryota; Viridiplantae; Streptophyta; Magnoliopsida; Ericales; Theaceae. Gene Ontology annotation, molecular function: serine-type carboxypeptidase activity.
AUUUCUCGCUCGCUCGCUAUAUAUAUAUAAAUUGAUCAGAGAUCGAGUUUGUGGGGGCAAUUGUGGAAACCAGAGAGCGAGAAAGAGAAAUGAGGGGUUCGGUUUGUGUAUAUUUUGUUUUUCCUGUCCUUCUUCUCUGUUCUUUGGGUUCAGCGACUCUUCGCAUACCAUCAAACGCGAGGCUUCCAUCGCUUCAGGGUGAGAAGUUAAUCAGAGAGCUCAAUUUGUUCCCAAAGGAGUCCAUCAACAUCAUCGAUCCCAAUGAUGUCUCUGCUGCGCCUGUCGCUCCCAGGAUCGUCGAGAAGCGUUUCAAAUUUCCCAAUUUCGUCGACCCCGACGUUUCCGCCGAAGACUUGGGUCACCAUGCCGGCUACUACACGAUUCAGCAUUCUCAUGCUGCUAGGAUGUUCUACUUUUUCUUUGAGUCACGCAACAGCAAGAAAGACCCUGUUGUUAUUUGGUUGACUGGAGGGCCAGGAUGUAGCAGUGAGUUGGCUAUGUUCUAUGAAAAUGGGCCUUUCAAUAUAGCAAAAAACUUGUCUCUUGUAUGGAAUGAACAUGGGUGGGACAAGGCAUCAAACCUUCUGUAUGUGGAUCAACCCAUUGGGACUGGCUUUAGUUAUAGUUCUGAUAAACGUGACAUUCGACACAAUGAAGAAGGUGUCAGUAAUGACUUGUAUGAUUUCUUGCAGGCCUUCUUUGCGGAGCAUCCCCAGUUUGCAAAGAAUGACUUUUACAUAACUGGAGAGUCAUAUGCUGGGCACUAUAUACCAGCUUUUGCUGCUCGAGUCCACCAAGGAAACAAAGCUAAAGACGGAAUUCACAUAAACCUGAAGGGAUUUGCCAUUGGUAAUGGGCUUACUAAUCCUGAAAUUCAGUACAGAGCAUACACAGAUUAUGCAUUGGACAUGGGGAUUAUUAAGAAAUCUGAUUAUGAUCGUAUCAACAAGGUGCUUCCUGUCUGUGAAAUGGCAAUAAAGCUUUGUGGAACUGAUGGUACAAUCUCUUGUGUGGCUUCAUACUUUGUUUGCAAUACCAUAUUCAGUAGCAUCAUGUUGAUUGCCGGUAACGUUAAUUACUAUGACAUCAGAAAGAAGUGUGAUGGCAACCUUUGCUAUGACUUCUCGAACAUGGAGGAAUUUCUGAAGCAGAAAAAUGUUAGGGAAGCUCUUGGAGUCGGGGACAUAAACUUUGUUUCUUGUAGCCCUACUGUGUAUCAGGCUAUGCUUGUGGACUGGAUGAGGAACCUCGAAGUUGGCAUACCUGCUCUCCUCCAGGAUGGAAUCAAGUUACUUGUAUAUGCUGGGGAAUAUGAUCUUAUCUGCAACUGGCUUGGCAACUCAAGAUGGGUGCAUGCCAUGGAAUGGGCUGGUCAGAAAGAGUUUGUAGCAUCUCCUGAAGUUCCUUUUGAAGUUGAUGGUUCUGAAGCGGGAGUGUUGAAGAGCCAUGGGCCUCUCAGUUUCCUCAAGGUCCACGAUGCGGGUCAUAUGGUUCCAAUGGAUCAGCCUAAAGCUUCACUGCAGAUGCUAAAGAGGUGGACUCAGGCUCACUUUCGGGAGCCACUGCUGAACCGGAAACUUGGGUCUUCAAUGUGAUUUCUAAAAAUGUGGCAGGGUUUUAUUUGAUAUGUGUUUGUAAAUAUAUGUCAAACAACAAGAUCUUGGCUUCUUGCUGGUGUUUUUCAAAAUCCUGAAGAUCUCAAUAAAAUAUGAAAAUGAACAUCCCUAGGGUUUGUCUA